This is a messenger RNA of Astyanax mexicanus (Mexican tetra), 1806 nucleotides long. RefSeq names its product zinc finger protein 239-like. Gene Ontology annotation, molecular function: DNA-binding transcription factor activity, RNA polymerase II-specific; RNA polymerase II cis-regulatory region sequence-specific DNA binding. The record is from RefSeq and is a predicted model, not a curated record. Gene Ontology annotation, cellular component: nucleus. The coding region runs from base 231 to 1118 and encodes 295 amino acids. The transcript is spliced from 2 exons. Lineage: Eukaryota; Metazoa; Chordata; Actinopteri; Characiformes; Acestrorhamphidae. Gene Ontology annotation, biological process: central nervous system development; regulation of transcription by RNA polymerase II.
UCUCCAUAACCCGGAUGAGGCUGAGCUUCCGGGGUCUGUAGCUGGAGCGCCGGAGGAAGAGCAGGAUCAGCUGAACUACAGAAGAAAUGAAAUUAUUCUCCUGAACUUCAUCACCAACAAUCAGGAUAUUUAACUAAGAGCAAUGUUAAACUGCUGAAAGAGUUGAAGCACAAGCCGUCCUGAAGAGCCUCCAGAACACGCAGAAACAGUUUGCUACAUUUAACAGACAAAUGAAGCCAAGUCCUGACAUGGAGAAACAGCAGCACUCUGUCAAGAGAUUUACCAACCAGAGUGAUCUCAAAAAACACCAGCGAAUUCACACAGGAGAGAAACCGUAUCACUGCUCAGACUGUGGGAAGAGUUUUACUGCACCAAAUACUCUCAAAAUACACCAGCGCAUUCACACAGGAGAGAAACCGUACUACUGCUCAGACUGUGGGAAGAGUUUUACUGCACUAAAGUCUCUCAAAAUACACCAGCGCAUUCACACAGGAGAGAAACCGUAUCACUGCUCAGACUGUGGGAACAGUUUUACUACACAGAGUAAUCUCAAAAUUCACCAGCGCAUUCACACAGGAGAGAAACCAUAUCACUGCUCAGAUUGUGGGAAGAGAUUUACUGCACAGGGUCAUCUCAAAAACCACCAGCGCAUUCACACAGGAGAGAAACCGUAUCACUGCUCAGACUGUGGGAAGACUUUUAAUCAACAGAGUACUCUCAAACUGCACCAGCGCAUUCACACAGGAGAGAAACCGUAUCACUGCUCAGACUGUGGGAACAGUUUUACUACACCGAAUACUCUCAAAAUACACCAGCGCAUUCACACAGGAGAGAAACCUUAUUACUGCUCAGACUGUGGGCAGAGUUUUAGUCAACAAAGUACUCUCCAACUGCAUCAGCACAUUCACACUGGAGAGAAACCAUAUCACUGCUCAGACUGCAGGAGGAGUUUUACUACACAGCAUACUCUCAAAUAUCACAAGCGCAUUCACACAGGAGAGAAACCGUAUCACUGCUCAGACUGCAGGAGGAGUUUUACUACACAGCGUUAUCUCAAAAAACACCAGCGCAUUCACACUGGAGAGAAUACUAUCCCAAAUUUGUCCCACGGCAAUUAAAAUAGCAUAAUGCUAUUAAUUGCUAGGCCCACUGUAAGAAUAUGGAGGAGUUUUACUAUGUUCAUUGUUCAUUGACUAAAGGGUUAAUCUGUGUGUUACUAAAGAAGCAUUUUACUUAAUCAGUAUGUUACUUAAGCAUUUAGCAUGAUUCCUGAUUAUUCAAGUAUAUUGUGUCUUUGUGCUUAACGCACAAGGCCAGGUUUUUUCUUGCAACUCAGCAUGAUUGAUUCCACAGAUGUCCAGCGAUACUGUGUUGUUGUUGUUUUUUUUUUUUCCCAAUGGAGACUAGACUUCUGGUACAUGUAAUCUAUAGCUGAGAAGGUUGAGGUGACCAGGUUGACGUAUAGGAUGAAAAACUGCUUAGGUGUCAAGAUGUGGGGUAAGCUACUUCCCAAACGCACGAUUGGACUAAGGUCAGGUCCUUGUCUGUACUUAUUAGACUGGGCUGCUUAGUGAGGGGUUGAGUUGGGCGGGGGUGAGCUUCUCUCUUCAAGAGAGCGGGAAGUCCUGGUCAGACAGCUGAGAACUCUGGAAACCUCAAUUUUCUCUCACCUUUGGGGUUUUCCUCUUAUUUUCACCUUUUUAAUUUCAAUUAAUUUUUAAUCAUCUUUUUUACUAAUUUUUGAUGUAUCAAAAAAAAACUGUUUUGCUCUGAAGAUUCUUUGAAUAAAAUCUGACAGAACUACAA